This is a messenger RNA of Beta vulgaris subsp. vulgaris (sugar beet), 3088 nucleotides long. Its product is annotated as probable acyl-CoA dehydrogenase IBR3. Gene Ontology annotation, molecular function: flavin adenine dinucleotide binding; oxidoreductase activity, acting on the CH-CH group of donors. The record is from RefSeq and is a predicted model, not a curated record. The coding region runs from base 130 to 2634 and encodes 834 amino acids. Lineage: Eukaryota; Viridiplantae; Streptophyta; Magnoliopsida; Caryophyllales; Amaranthaceae. The transcript is spliced from 17 exons.
CUUAGCUUACCGGAAUGUCGAUAAGCUUUAAUAAACAAGGUAUAAAACCACGAAGCUCCCGUCCAUACUCCAUAAGACCAUAGUCAUCAUUAUCAUACUUGCGCCCGCGUCAGCUUACCUUACACUUCCAUGGCGAAACUUACAUCGGAGCUAAUACUCGACAAUUCACCCUCGUCAGAUCCCCAAUUCGACGUCGUAUCACUCCUCAAUUACUGCGCUUCUCAUAUCCAGGGCUUCCCUUCUUCUGUUUCUCCCUCCCACUUCUCCGUCCGUCAGUUUGGACAUGGCCAAUCAAACCCUACAUUUUUGUUGGAAGUUGAUGGCGGUGGUAUAUUGAAGCGGUAUGUCUUGAGAAAAAGGCCUCCUGGGAAACUGCUCCCUUCUGCUCAUGCUGUGGAGAGAGAAUAUAAGGUCUUACAUGCAUUGGGUACUAAUACCAAUGUACCAGUUCCUAAGGUCUUUUGUUUAUGCACUGAUACGAGUGUGAUUGGAACUGCUUUUUAUGUAAUGGAGUAUUUGGAUGGUCGCAUAUUUUUAGAUCCAACAAUUCAGGGUCUGGAACCUCAGAGGAAGAGUGCAAUAUAUCGGGAGUCUGCUCGAGCAUUAGCUUCUUUGCAUCUAAUUGAUGCUGAUGGCAUUGGUCUGGGAAGUUUUGGGCGCCGUGAAAACUAUUGUAAAAGACAGGCAAAAAGGUGGGGAAAGCAAUAUGUGGCAUCAACUGCAGGGGGUAAGCCAGAAAGAAAUCCUAAAAUGCUUGAGCUGAUCAGCUGGUUGCACGAUAAUUUACCUUUGGAAGAUUCAUCUGGAUCUGCUUCUGGUCUUGUUCAUGGUGACUUUCGGAUUGAUAAUCUUGUCUUCCAUCCGGUUGAGGAUAGAGUGAUUGGAAUUCUGGACUGGGAAUUGUCUACUCUUGGAAACCAAAUGUGUGAUGUUGCUUACAAUUGUUUGCCUUACAUUGUAGAUUCUGCUAUUGAUAAGAUAGGUCAGGACAAAGGAUGGGAUCAGAUUGGAAUACCAGAGGGGAUUCCAUCAAUGGCUGAAUAUGUAGCAGAGUACUGCUCUGGAACUGGAAAACCUUGGCCUGCUGCUCAAUGGAAGUUUUACGUUGCUUUCUCUUUGUUUCGUGCGGCAGCUAUCUACACAGGCGUCUAUAGCAGAUGGAUUAUGGGUAAUGCUUCAGGAGGAGACCGGGCCAUCCAUGCUGGAACAAAAGCUAAUGUUCUUGUAGACUAUGCAUGGUCAUUUAUUGCUAAAACUUCUGUACUUCCAGAGAGGCCCCCAUCUGGCUGGUGCUCUCAACAUCAUAAUCAAGAGUAUAGAAAUCAACAUGAAAUUCCAGAUUUCAUGAAGAAAGAAGGUAAAUAUGUUCCUAGUGGAAGGGUUAUGGGACUCAGGAACAAACUGAUCAAAUUUAUGGAGAAUCAUAUAUACUCCAUGGAGAAUGAGUUCUACAGACUUGCUCUGUCUCCCUCCCGUUGGAGUGUUCACCCUGUGGAACAGAAGUUAAAGGAGCUGGCAAAGAGAGAAGGUUUAUGGAAUUUAUUUAUACCUUUUGAUAGUGCAAUGCGAGUUAAAAAAUUAUUUUCCAAUGGAAAAAGCCAGAAUUCUUUCGAGGGUAGAGGUGGCCAAUUACUUGGAGCAGGGCUGUCAAAUCUUGAAUAUGGAUAUCUUUGUGAAAUUAUGGGCCGUUCUGUUUGGGCUCCUCAGAUUUUCAACUGUGGGGCACCUGAUACCGGAAAUAUGGAGGUUUUACUACGCUAUGGGACUAAAGAUCAACUAGAAGAAUGGCUUAUUCCCUUGCUUGAAGGCCAAAUACGUUCUGGGUUUGCGAUGACAGAACCACAAGUAGCAUCUUCUGACGCUACUAAUAUUGAGUGUUCCAUAAAAAGAGAUGGAGAUUGUUACGUUAUUAAUGGAACCAAGUGGUGGACAAGUGGGGCUAUGGAUCCGAGAUGCAAACUUCUCAUCGUUAUGGGUAAAACAGAUUUUAGUGCUCCAAAACACAAGCAACAGUCCAUGAUCCUCGUUGAUGUAAAAACUCCUGGUGUACAUAUAAAGAGACCACUUAUGGUGUUUGGUUUCGAUGAUGCUCCUCAUGGUCAUGCUGAAGUGUCUUUCCAGAAUGUACGUGUGCCAGCCAAGAAUAUCUUACUUGGAGAAGGACGUGGAUUUGAAAUUGCUCAGGGUAGGUUAGGACCUGGAAGGCUGCAUCAUUGCAUGAGACUUGUUGGAGCAGCUGAACGUGGUAUGCAGAUGAUGGCUGAAAGAGCCCUUCAACGUAAAGUGUUUGGUAAACUGAUUGCGCAGCAAGGCUCGUUCCUUUCAGAUAUAGCUAAGUGUCGCAUAGAGCUAGAGAAAACCAGACUUCUGGUUCUCGAAGCUGCUGACCAACUUGAUCGGCUUGGAAACAAAAAGGCUCGUGGGACCAUAGCAAUGGCCAAGGUGGCUGCUCCAGCCAUGGCGCUGCAGGUGCUUGACAUGGCUAUGCAGGUGCAUGGAGCCCUGGGCUUAUCUUCUGACACUGUAUUGUCACAUCUGUGGGCAACGGCAAGGACCCUAAGAAUUGCUGAUGGUCCAGAUGAGGUUCACUUGGGUACUAUUGCCAAAUUGGAGCUGCAAAGAUCCAGGCUUUAAGGAUUACAUAAUGCUGAAAUAAAAACAUAAGUUUCUGAGCUACUAACCGCUUUGCGUGAUCCUGCUACUGCUGCUGAAGAAAACACAGAUAAGUUUCAAAAAAUAAUUACUGUGCUGGGAAUAGAUGUAAAAUUGUAAUAUAUGGAUAUGUGAAACCUUGGAACCGUCUGUUGCAUGGAAUAGAAAGAAAAGUUUUAUGAUGGAAUUGGUCAGAUCUAGAUCGCGUUAUUGUCAACUUCAUGACUGGAAGGAAUACGGAAAUUUGAUAUGUAAUAUGAUCAUCUAAUCUGUUUUACCAAUGAACCAUUUAGUCACAAAAUAAUAUAAUAUUGUGUGGACUGUAAAAAGGAGUUUUCAUGCUUUGUUUUGAGUUUUAAUAGGUUUAAGAAUCUUGUACUAUAUAUAACCAAGAUUUCGGCCAUCAUAAUAAAGGUAUGUUUUGUUUUGAGUUUAA